AUGACGCCAUCACCUUCAGAAGCCGUAGCAAAGGUUGCGCAAGCCGCAGCUGGCACCAACUCGUCCGCAAAGGUGUACAAGAGGGAGUCAAACACAGCCAGGGUGUUGGGCGCAGGAUGUGCGGGAAUUGCAGAACUCAUGGUUUUCCACCCGGUAGACACCACAGCGAAGCGAUUGAUGAGCAACAUUGGCAAGAUCGAAAACGCAGCGCAUCUUAACAAAGUCGUCUUCAGGGACGCGGCCGGUGCCUCAGUCUCUGGACGAUUCCUUUCUCUCUUCCCCGGUCUCGGAUACGCUGCAGCAUACAAGGUACUUCAACGAGUGUACAAGUUCGGCGGACAGCCUUUUGUACGGGACUACCUCGCGCACAACCACGGUGACAGCUUCGAUCGCACAUUUGGCAAGGGUAACGGCAAGGCUAUCAUGCACGCGACUGCAGGUUCCAUUAUCGGCAUCGGUGAGAUUGUUCUUCUGCCGUUGGAUGUCCUGAAGAUCAAGCGCCAGACAAACCCUGAGGCUUUCCGAGGCCGUGGGCUAUUCAAGAUUGUCUCGGACGAAGGAUUUGGACUAUACCGUGGUUGGGGAUGGACUGCAGCACGUAACGCGCCAGGCUCAUUUGCGCUCUUUGGUGGUUCCGCGGUCGCCAAGGAGUAUCUCUACAAACUCUCCGACUACAACUCGGCAUCGUGGUCGCAAAACUUCGUCGCCUCGAUCGCUGGAGCAAGCGCAUCGCUCGUGGUCUCUGCUCCUCUCGAUGUCAUCAAGACCCGUAUCCAGAACAGGAACUUUGAGAACCCUGAGAGUGGCUUUAGGAUUGUGUCCAACAUGAUGAAGCACGAGGGAUUCACUUCCUUCUUCAAGGGACUGACACCCAAGCUGCUCAUGACCGGACCCAAGCUCGUCUUCUCCUUCUGGUUGGCUCAAACGCUGAUCCCUGCUUUCGGCAAGAUAAUAGUACUUUUUAAACCGACUGCAGCCCUGUUGCUGUCGUCCCCGCCAUCAACGGCACCCGCUGACGGUUCGCUGCACAACAGAUACGACUACCUCUUCAAGCUCCUCCUCAUCGGUGACUCUGGUGUCGGAAAGUCCUGCCUGCUGCUCCGUUUUGCAGACGACACAUACACCGAGAGCUACAUCUCGACCAUCGGUGUUGACUUUAAAAUCCGAACGAUCGAGCUCGAUGGCAAGACCGUGAAGCUACAGAUCUGGGAUACCGCCGGCCAAGAGCGUUUCCGAACCAUCACAUCGUCGUACUACCGCGGCGCCCACGGCAUCUGCGUCGUUUACGAUGUCACCGACAUGGACUCAUUCAACAACGUAAAGCAGUGGCUGCAGGAGAUUGACCGAUACGCAACCGAGGGUGUCAACAAGCUCUUGGUGGGCAACAAGUCCGAUAUGGCGGACAAGAAGGUCGUCGAGUACACUGUCGCAAAGGAAUUUGCAGACAGUCUCGGCAUCCCCUUCCUCGAGACCUCCGCAAAGAGCGCUACCAACGUCGAGCAAGCUUUCCUUACUAUGGCCCGCCAGAUCAAGGAGCGCAUGGGUACCACAACCGCCAACACCAAGCCCACAGUCCCUAUCGGCCAGGGCCAAGGUGUGCAAAACGGAUCCGGCGGUGGUUGCUGCUAG
Alternaria atra is the source of this 1629-nucleotide messenger RNA. RefSeq lists its product as uncharacterized. Gene Ontology annotation, molecular function: GTP binding; GTPase activity; guanine nucleotide transmembrane transporter activity. Gene Ontology annotation, cellular component: mitochondrion. The coding region runs from base 1 to 1629 and encodes 542 amino acids. The transcript is spliced from 9 exons. The record is from RefSeq and is a predicted model, not a curated record. Lineage: Eukaryota; Fungi; Ascomycota; Dothideomycetes; Pleosporales; Pleosporaceae.